Messenger RNA from Rhinolophus ferrumequinum (greater horseshoe bat), 2757 nucleotides. RefSeq names its product forkhead box H1 (gene FOXH1). The transcript has 3 exons. Bases 1657 to 2727 code for a protein of 356 amino acids. The record is from RefSeq and is a predicted model, not a curated record. Lineage: Eukaryota; Metazoa; Chordata; Mammalia; Chiroptera; Rhinolophidae. Gene Ontology annotation, biological process: regulation of DNA-templated transcription. Gene Ontology annotation, molecular function: DNA-binding transcription factor activity; sequence-specific DNA binding.
CACAAGGGUCCUUGACCGCCAAACCAAGGAGCUGGGCAUUAUCCUGGAAGCUAGGGAGGGCCAGUGGGGAGAGAGGGUGACUUAAGACGUGUAGGAGAAAAAGACCUCUUUGCUGACCAAGGGGGGCUAGGAGGCCAUAGGUAGUAACAGCCUAGUGAGACACAACAACCCCUGAACUAGAGAACCUGGGAAUAGAAAGGAGUAGAGCAGGUGACAGGAGUUCAGAGGAAGCCAGGUGAAGUCUGAAAGGACAGUCUGAGAUAGUGGGGGAACAGUGGUACCCCACAAACACACAUUAUCUCAGCCCCAGGCUCCUUCCUCCAGUGUACCCACCCUCCUCAGUGCCUCAGAAUGAGGAGGCACACACUCUAUGCUGCAGAUUUUCAACACUCUAAGAGUAUAACAGGGUGGGGGAGCUGCACAAGAAAAGCUGGAUUAUUGGAGUAAAGUGAUAUAAAGUGUAUCUCUGCUCCUGUAGCCUCCCUCAGUUCUGAGGGCCCUGAUACCAACACCAGCCACCACUGCUAGUGCCCUGGGCCUGAUAUCCCUUGGACAAACUUGCCCAGUGUGUGUGUGGGCGGAAUCUGGGCUUUGAGGCAGGGUACAGAGCACAGGCCUUGACUGACCUCAAGGGCAGAGCCACCGAUCCCAUAGCCAGGAAGGAGGUGAGGGGACAGAAGAGGGUGUGGUGAGUCUCUGGGCAGCUGCCAGAGGUGUUUUUCUAGGGCCACAGUUUCAGAUCAGUGCUUUCCCUGCUAAAGUCCUCAGAGGCUCUGACCAGGCCUGAGCAGGGGUCACUGGUCCCUCAGGCUUCCCCAGCCUGAGCCUUCACUACCUCUCCUAGAGUGCUCCUCUUCCACUGAGGCCAGCUUCCACCAGUCUGGGGAGCAUCUCCCUCCCUCUAGACUAAGAUUCAGGGCCCUGUGGCUGCCUGGGAAGCCCUCCCUGUGCACACACACAACACACCUGCACUCACUCCCACCCAGGGUGGAGCCAGGUGGUCCUCGAAGGUUCUCCUGGGCAGAGACCAUGACCCAUGGAUCUGUAUCCGUGAGGCUUGGCCCAGAGAGGUGGCCAGUGACCCCCUUGGGAAAAUCCCUUGAAUCAACUGUGUUCAUCUUUUGUUCCUGAGGUUUCCUCCAGGAAGCCCUCCCAGACCACCACUAAAGUCCUUCUAGCUGCUUGGCCUUGAACUCUGGGUAGACUCCACCCCUCCUUGGCAGCUAGGGCAAAUCACUUUCCUGUCUGUUAAAUGGGAGCCUGGGACCCAGCCCAGACAGACUGAUAAAGUAACCAUGGGUCACAGGCCCCUUCCAGGGGCUCUUCCAGCUUGUGCCGGGGCAAAGGCAGCCCAGGAGCGAGAAAUGAGGCCUGGGUGGCUGCCUGCAACCCCCUCUGGAAUCUUUCCUGCCCCUCCCUUCCAGAUUAACCGAAACCUGCUAAUUGUGGCAGCCCUCUGCAUGCUCCCCUCCCCCACUGCUGUAUUCCACCCUCCCUUUGCCUCUCCUCCCCUCCCCCUUCCAUCCGAAUGAUAAAGGGCCCAGCCGGCCUGCCCCCACCCGGCCUCAGGCCCAGGCUCUGCCUCCCCAUUACUGCCCCACUUCCCCGUGCCCUCCACCGGGCCAGCCCCCUGUCCACGUUGCCGGCCUCCCCUUCAUGGGGCCCUGCAGCAACCCAAGCCUGGGGCAUCCCGGGAGGGACUCACCCUCCCAGGCCCCAAAGAGGAGGAAGAAGAGAUACCUUCGGCACGACAAGCCCCCCUACACCUACUUGGCCAUGAUUGCCCUGGUGAUCCAGGCAGCACCUUCCCGCAGGCUGAAGCUGGCCCAGAUCAUCCGUCAGGUCCAGGCCGUGUUCCCCUUCUUCAGGGACGACUACGAGGGCUGGAAGGAUUCCAUCCGCCACAAUCUCUCCUCCAACCGAUGCUUCCGCAAGGUGCCCAAGGAUCCUGCGAAGCCCAAGGCCAAGGGCAACUUCUGGGCCGUCGACGUGAGCCUGAUUCCCGCCGAGGCACUGCGUCUGCAGAACACGGCCCUGUGCCGGCGCUGGCAGAGCAGGGGUACCCGGGGGGCCUUCGCCAAGGACCUGGGCCCCUACGUGCUCCAUGGCCGGCCCUACCGACCUCCCAGGCCGCCCAGCGAGGGCUUCAGCAUAAAGUCUCUGCUGGGGGACCCCGGGGAGGGAGCGCCAAGGAACAGCCCAGAUCGGGCCGGUUCCCUGCCAAGGAAGGAAGAGGUAGUGCCCACACCACCCCUGCCCUCUGAGAGGCCUCUGUGGCCCCUCUGCCCCCUCCAGGGGACCAUGAGAGCCGAGGGGGAGACUUCCCAGGUGGGAACCAGCAGGCCCUCGCCCCUCUCCCCUGAGCCAAGAGCCUGGCCUCUCCACUUACUGCAGGGUACCCCAGACCCUGGGGGACUGUCCGGUGGGGGUCACAGGACCUCACUUUGGGGGCAGUUACCCACCUCCUACUUGCCCAUAUACACCCCCAAUGUGGUAAUACCUUUGGCCCCACUACCACCCACUUCCUGCCCCCAGUGCCCACCCUCAACCAGCCCAGCCUACUGGGGGGCUCCUGAACCCCACAGCCCCCCAGGACUGCUCUGGGACCUAGAUGCCCUCUUCCAGGGGGUACCACCCAACAAGAGCAUCUACGAUGUAUGGGUGAGCCACCCCCGGGAGCUGGCUGCUCCCACCCCAGGCUGGCUGCUCUCCUGGUACAGCCUGUGAGGCUGCAGGCCAGGGAUUGCUUUGCUCUCC